AUGAGGACUCUUACCCCCUCAACCCUCCUCUACGACCCUCCCUCGCCCUCCCACGAUCUAACGAUCCUCUUCGCAUGGUACGCCGCCUCUGACGCCCACAUCGCCAAAUACCUGUCUCACCACCUCCUUCUCUUCCCGCACACCCGCCUCCUCCUCAAACACCCAGCCACGCACGUCCUCUCACGCCCUCGUUCCCAAGCCGCCCUCGCCCCGGCGCUGUCCCUGAUCGCCGGCCUGCCCCCGCCGGCCAGCGCCAAGAACCACCGCCUCCGCCUGCACGUCUUCUCCAACGGCGGCGCCGCAAGCCUGCACCGCCUCCUCGCCCUCCUGGGCCCCGCGGCUCUGCCCCCGCACGUUGCCGUCUUCGACUCCUGCCCGGCCCCGUUUCGUUUCCGCAGGACCCACGGCGCCCUCGCGACAGGCGUGCCCUGGCCGCUGGCACCGGUACUGUACCUCUUGCUGGCGAUCUACUGGCUCCUCCACGUGCCGCUGCGCCGCGCGAGCUCUCUCGACCGGGCGGCGGCGGCGCUCAAUGCGGAGCGGGUCACCGCGACCGAGCUGCGGCGGACGUAUGUAUACAGCGCGGACGACAAAAUGGUCGGCUGGAAGGAUGUCGAAGCGCACGCCGACGAGGCGGCGGCUGGAGGGCUGGAGGUGAGAAGAGAGCGGUUCGUGGGCAGCGGGCAUGUAGCACACGCCCGGACCGACUCUGCGCGUUAUUGGAAGGUCGUCACGGAGACGUUUAAGAAGGCGGCAUGA
Messenger RNA from Verticillium nonalfalfae, 759 nucleotides. RefSeq lists its product as uncharacterized. NCBI's taxonomy places the organism in Eukaryota, Fungi, Ascomycota, Sordariomycetes, Glomerellales, Plectosphaerellaceae. The record is from RefSeq and is a predicted model, not a curated record. The transcript has a single exon. The coding region runs from base 1 to 759 and encodes 252 amino acids.